Messenger RNA from Paramuricea clavata, 8155 nucleotides. NCBI's taxonomy places the organism in Eukaryota, Metazoa, Cnidaria, Anthozoa, Malacalcyonacea, Plexauridae. The record is from the annotation of a GenBank genome assembly.
AAGACAUUUGAUUUUGAAGAGAUCAGUAUCCGCAACCAUGGCACAAUGAUCGUAACGAAUCAAGACAACAUCCGUGAAUUUAAUGGGCAUUCUAUUUAUGUGCAUGCCGGUGGAAGGUUGUCAGCGGUUAAUCUUCAUGUGAAUGCAAUUAAUGUGACAGUGGAUGCGCUGGCUGUGUUUGAAGCAACUUUAGCUGGCCAGAACUUUGAGUUGCCAGAUAUUGUAUAAUUUGAAAUAUAAGGGUGGCCCAUGACGUAGAUAUAAGAAAUUGUAGAUGUUUCUCCUUGUCUGUCUGAUAACUCCCUUGGCCAAGUCUUUCACUCGAAACGACGAAGUGUUUUUAACACGAUCAACACAAUCGUACCACCUCAAUUUUAGCAGUUUUGCCACCAGCACUUGACGUUAUACCAUAAUAAUUUUGAUUACAUUUUCAGGGCCAGGCAAGGGCGCUGAUUAUAUCCCAGGAUUCCAAGCGGGUGGAUCAGGAGGAGGUCAUGGCGGGCGCGGUGGUAGAGGGGUUGCUAGAAUAUUGUCUGGGCCCUCCUAUGGAUCUGUAUUUAAACCACUGGAUUUUGGUAAGCAACGUGCUUCCGAUUUUUAAUUAACUAAUUGUGGGGUGAAUUUGAUUAGAAUUUAUGAAAUUAUAGCUUGCAGAAGUAUAAGGUUUACAAAUUCUAUGAAAGAAUAAAACAAUUUAGUAGUAUUUAGUUAUCUAUGUUUCUGCAAAAAUUUGACUAUCGUAGUUAUAUCUGUAUUUUAUUAUGCGAUACAUUACGUGAUGUUAUGUGUAUACAAUAUUGCUCUAUCCAGUGAUAAUAUGACAUCAGUGUAUUUAUCUUUCAACAGGAAGUUCUGGUGGCAACAGUUUAAAGGAACGUGGAGGGGUAGGAGGGGGUGUCCUCUUCCUAAAUAUAUCCCAUCGUGUCACAGUGAACGGAGCUCUUUUGGUCAAUGGGCAAAAUGCCUUGGGUAGAUACGCCGGUGGUGGAAGUGCCGGGAGUAUAUAUGUCGUAACACAACGGCUAGAUGGCAGUGGAAAAUUACAGGUUAAAACUUUAUGUUUUAUGGUCAGAAUUAAUGAGUUUAAACGAUAUAUUUUGCUGUUGGUUGGUCCGCAACAGUCUUGUUGUUCCUGUUCUGCCAUCCCUUUUUUUGCUAUUCGCCGUAUAAUCAAUAGGACGAUCAAGCAAUCAGAUUGCAUAAUAGCUCGUAUAGGAUGGAUGAUUAUCAUACAUAAUGACUAUAUUAUAAAUAAAGAUCGGUUACUGCCAAUUUUCCUACUGAAACUUUUUUGCGCCCAAUUCAUAUAAUACUAGAUUUGUUUCCUGAAGCACAUUCAGAUUAUUGAAUAUAUAAUUUAUUUCAGGCAAAUGGUGGUAAUGGGUACAAUAAUGGGCACCGAGGAGGAGGGGGAGGUUCCGGCGGUAGGAUAGCGGUGUAUUAUAAGGAUAACGAGGAUUAUGAUGGGAUAUUUGAAGCUUAUGGUGGAUUUGGCAACGAGGAGUACGGUGCAGCUGGAACAAUAUACUAUGAUCAUAUGACGUCAGAUAAUGUAACAAAGAGGAGUUUAUACGUAAAUAACAAUGGCCAUGCACCACAGACAGAGCGAGUGAACGAGGUAGGUUUUAUAACUCUCAGACAAUGUACUCUGGUUUUAUUAUCCAGCAGUCCAGAAUCAAAUAUUAAUUACCAUAUAUCAUGCAACAACAGUAAAUUAUAUAAUAUGCUCAUUACAGUUUUUGAAAAAUUGGAAUAUCGCGAUUCAGACUUAAAAUUUGGACAAUUAUCACUUGUUGAAAAACAAAAAGUAUCUUACUGAUAUGAAACAAUAACUAAAGAGUUUGAAUAUGUAACUACCGUUGCUGUGGAAACAAUGACGUUUCAAAAUGGCGGAUAUUUUGGCAUUGGUAACCCCAAAAUUAAUUUCAAAAAGUUAUUUCUCUUAGCGUAAUCAAUGAUUUUGGCAAUUUUUUGUAUUAUGAACAAUCACCUUUACAUAAUUUGAAAAAUGUCGGCUCAUUAGAAUUUUUUUAAAUUGUCAACGCAAUUCAAUAUACUAAGACUAGAGAAACCAUUUUAUGAUAUAACAAGACGCUCCACGGAGCAUUAAGUCCCUGGGGCGAUGGAAACAUGCAACGUUAAGUUAAAAAAUACCACUAAAGAAGAGCGUGUUUGUUUUUCAGAAAAUAUUGAUUCUUGAAGUUUGCAGAUUGCCUGGCAGUUAGCGCUAAUAGUUAAAACAAGUAUAACCAUGUAGCAAUGUUGUUUUAAUGUGUUAAAAUAAGCGUUUAUCCUGUUGUCAUUAUACAGAUCGGCUGGUGUUAUGUUACCAACUGUCCACUAAGUUAAAACCGAACUUAGCUAGCUAGUUAGUGCGUCGAAGGCUGGAAGGCAAGAAUAUUCUUCGAAACUAGAUGCAUUAUAACUAUUGUCUAAAAAAAUAAUGCCUUGUGAGAGGAGAGGUAUUUCGCAUGAUUUAAUACUAAGCGACUAGCUAAUAACCUGUAUCUAUACAACCAUGUAACAAUAACGCUUAGUCAUAUCUACUAAUCGAUACAUACAAAUUAUCCACUUCCCUCCUCGAUAACAUAACAGUGAAACGUCGUGAUAACUUUUAGUGAAUUCUUAAUAUAUUACUUUCAAAAUUCCCAAAAGGAAAUACAAAACUGGACCCUGUUCCAUGGUCAAAAUCUUUUUAUUUUUAUUUCGUAAGGGUGGCCUCACCGACCAAAAAUUGGAGAUCACCAAUGUCAUUUUCAUCUUUUCGAGUUAAAUUACUUUAAAGCCAACAUAUCCGCCAUCUUAAAACGUUAUUGUUGCCAUAGCAACGGCAUUUACAUGUGCUAAAAUUCAAACUUUUUAGAUGUUAUUUACAUCAGUAAGACGCUUUUUGUUUUUCAACAAGUAAUAAUUUUCCAAAAAUACGAAUCUAAAUCGUGAAUUUUCCAUUUUUUUAAAAACUGUAUUGGGCCACCUUAAAUAAAAUUCAUCCAUUCAUCCUUAAAUCAAUCCAUUCACAAAGGAUGUCCGAGCCGAGGGGGGGGGGGUUUGAAAAAUCAGGACAAACUCGGACAUAGAGGGGGAGGGGGCUUUUUAGCAAUCAGGAUGUCCGAAAUUUAAAAAAAUUCAAAAACAAAUUUCUUUUUCCUCUAUUUUGAACUCUCCUUCCCAUUGUGAAAUUGGCAUUUUGAACACUUCAUAAUAUUAUCUAAUUCUUUCCUUCAAUGAUGAAUUUAACAGUUGCGUCAAAUAAAAGCUUUCUGCAUGUAUAACUCUCCUUUUCUAUACAAUAAGUUCAUCCUGUUGUUGCAGUAACACAGUUGUUUGUUUUAAUUAAUAAUUUAUAUGUUUUUGUAUUCACAUUUAUAGUUAUAAAAGUAAAAAACGUUUUUUACUCUUGACAUAUACAAGGUUGCGUGAGUUUUUGCGAGGCAUGGCGGAUGUCCGGGGGAUGGGGGGGGGUCACUAAUUCGGACAAUGCCGGACAAGGGUGGGAGGGGGGUCUGAAAAUCCAUGAUUGGGCCGAACAUCCUUUGUGAAUGACCCCUAAUCAUAAUCACAAUCAUAAUGAUAUUCAUAAGCAUAAUCGUAAUCGCAAUAAUGAAUAUAAGGACGACAUGACUGGGUAGGAAAGAGAAUUCACUGGGAGAAUUGCCGAAAGUUUGAUAUUGUUUUAACAGAAAAAUUGUAUGAACGCCAACCGCAACCUGUUAUGGAUAAUUGAAUUAUGUAAAGUACUUUAAUUAGUCCUGGAUUUUAGUAGAUAGAAGCUAGAAGGCCAGAUCUAAUAAUAUAAGUGCCAAUUAAAUAAGCAAUACCAGAUCAGAGAUUUUGCAAUCCCAUUUGACUGCAGAAUGGUGGAAAACGAGAAAUUAGAAAAAAACGGAGAAAGAAAAAAAAUGUUUGGCAAUAGAAGCGAUUCGAUUCAAAGAGGCAAUAUCAAAGAGAUUGAAUGUGACUGGUCUUCGAACACGAACUGUAGAUUUGUAGAAUGCUGCCAUACUUUAUUCUUCCAGAAUUUUACGAAACGUGCUUGAUUUUUGAUUGACACCAAAUCGAUAUACAGUGAAACACCAUUCAAAAGACUAUGCGACAAGUUAAAAUAAUGGUCGUUUUAACUCCUUGUACAUAGCUUUGCAGCAUUUGUUUCCUUUCAGUUUAUAAUCUUGUACACGCCCCUUCACUUGUGGAAAACAACUUAGGUAGAUAUGGUAAAGUGUUUAAAUUAUUGUUUUACUACUACUGCUACUGCCACUGCUACUGCUAUUGCUACUGCUACUGCUAUUGCUACUACUAAUAAUCUUUCACGUUUUAGCUCCUUGAACCUUUGAAGUUAUCUGGCGGCUCAGGUGGUACCCAGUCCUCCAGAACGUAUAAAGCACGCGAGGGUAUCACCAUAACAACCAGUGCUCCACCAAUAUGGUUAGAUCAUUAUAAUUAUCUUCAACUUUACAACGUAUUUGACGGUAGAAUAAAUACAUUGUAUGCAACCACCUCUACGUCUGCUACGUUGACAAUCACUUUCUCUGGGCAGACAUGGUUACAACUUAUCAGAAUAUACCCGGUAAGUAUAUGAUCUAUCAAUUCUGCGAUUGGUUAAAUACGUUGCAUUUAAUAUCGCUGGAUAACCUAAUUUAAGGGCAAUUACCUUUUUUGCAGAAUGAAGUCAUUUGUGGUUUAACUCAGUUAAUAAAAGCAUAAGCUUUCAAAGAUUAAUAAUAUAUCAAAUCUGUGGGGACUUUACUGGAUAUCCAGUCCGCGCAAUUCGAGACAAAGCCUGUAAAAUAAAUUCAUUAUUAUAAACUUUCAAAUCGCUGUCGUGAAUUUCAAACAACUUUUGUGUUCUAAGCCGAUACUGGACCCCAAAUUAUUGAUACGUUUGACUUUUUCAGAGACCAGAAAUUAUUGGAGGGUUGCUAAUAAUAAUUAUUUAAGUAAUACUUUGUAAUUACUUCAUUUUGUUUCUAGACAUGUACAUCAGAAUACCGUGUCAGUUAUAACGUAUACAUCACCAGACAGCAGAGAAAGAUUAAUCUGACGCCCUCCGGUGUCUCAUCCAGCGGUUGCUUCAAUACUGGUGUAUUUCAAGACAUUAAAGUCAACAGUGAAAUAACAUCAAUAGAAAUCAAGCUUCGAGCUUUAGAGAAAUAUGUCUCGUUGUCAGAAAUUAAAUUAUUUAUCGGUCGAGAUACUGGAGAUUUCAAUGAAAGGAACAUCGUUCAGGAUAGUGCAAGAACAUGGUUGGUUGCUGAAGACGACCAGUCUGGUGAAUUUGAGUUUGAUUUUCUGCAUAUAAGUGGUUCUGGGCAUGUUGGAAUAUUACCACAGCCAUCAUACAAUGGUAGUAUGGUGGUUGGUGAGGUGGGUGGUGAUCAUACUGGCAGUCUUCAUGUUGGUUCUCAACAGACGGUGAAUAUAUCAACACAAGAGAUGACAGUGUUGCCGUUCAAUAUACAGACAUAUAAGGUAUAAAAGUCACAGUUGUAAAAAACUUGUGAUAAAAAACUGUUGGUUAUAGUUAGUUAGUUAGUUAGUGCCAUUAUUAGUUUAUAGAUCAGUUAAUAGUUGGUCAACAACUUGGCUAGUUUCUUAAAUUAUUAAAUUAGUUAUUUACUGGUUAGUUAGUUAGUAGGUAGGUUUUCAUUAGAAGAGUUGGUUAUUAACUUUGCUAUAGUUAAUAGAAAGUGACAUAAGCCGCUAGGUAAUAUGUACACAUUUAUGUAUAUUUAAGUUAGUUCAUCAGUUCGCUAAUUAAUUACUUGGUUAGAUAAUGUGUUCCAGAAUGCUUAGCUUUUUAGUUGAGCUUUUAAUUAUAAAGUAAUUAAAAUAGUUUUUUUAAAAUGGCUGCACGACUGUUAGGCUUGCAGUUUGAAUGGCUAACUAAUGAACUGAUUAUUUAAUAUACAACUAUUGCUUACUAUACCAUUCUCUAUCUUUCAUAACUAGAAAUCUACAAUUGUUCUUCCUGAAGAAACACAUGUCACAAAUGGCGUGCUUGUUGCAAAAGGAGAAAUAUUGGGGCUAAAACAAUUACGAAUUGACGAAAAUGGCGUAUUUAAUGUUUUCCCAGAAGCAACUUUAAACACGGAGAUCCCAAGCAGCUUAAAACUCAACAGCUUGCGCAUAUUUACAGGUGGAUUGUUUCACCAGUCAUUAGGUGAUUUAACAGUUGGACAACUGAAUGUAACUCUAACAGAUGAUUUUGUUGUUAAUGCUUAUGGUACGGCGGACACCAGUGGAAUUUCAGUCAAGGUCAAUAUGAUUUUAUUGCUUAUAUGUAUAAUGACACACUACAAAGAUUCCUUGUGAUUUCAGGCAAUCCUAUAUGACCAGUAUCCGGAUUAUCGUUUGAUUUUUGCAUGUUUAAACUAUGAAAGAGACCAUGAAUUAACACCUGCCCUAUAAGGUAUCGGUAGAAUAUUCUAAGUAAAAUGUCCAAUAAUAUUUUUCUCUCACAGGCAAGGAAAAUUCAACUUGACACAUCUUCCAUUUUGACUGCUCGUGGCCGUGGUUAUCUCUCGGCUCAAGGGCCUGGACCUGGCGUUUCAUUCUUGCAAGGUGGCUCAGGAGCAGGACAUGGCGGUACAGGAGGACGUGGAAAGCAAACAAGGGUGGGGGAGGCCUAUGGUUCUGUUACUCGACCUCAGGAAUUUGGCAGUGGUGGAGGACGGGGUGCUCGUGAUUUGGUAUGAUAAUGUACAUAAAUUCCAAAGUUAUAAAAUGUGCCCUCAAAAUUAACACACUCAACACUUCAAGCUUGACGUACAUGUAUUAUCUAAUUUGGUAAAUCUCGCUUAACGUUUGAAUUAUGCUGUAUGACAUUUGACGUUCGUGUUUUCAAGUACACUAACAGUACCUAGGCAAAUUAUGUUUGAGUACUGGUAUACAUUAGCGGAAAAAUCAAUCAAUUGGAGAUGUUUCAAACAUUAAGGUUUAUGCCUACAGCAUAUCAACUGUUUUCAUUGCAAUGUCAGAGAGGUUCAGAUAUUACUUCCACUACCGCUACCAUUAAGGACCACUGACCAAUCAGAUGCGUUUGCUAUAUCAAAUUAACCAAUCAGAUGCGCACUAAGCCAGUGAGGUAGCGGUAGUGGAAGUUAAAUCUGAAACUGGCCAUUCCAUUUUAAUGUAACUGGUGAUUCGUUUUCCCUUGCAGCCAGGGGGAGCAGGCGGUGGUGUCAUCACUCUUCAAGCACAAGUCAUCGACAUUGAUGGUACCAUUGACGUCAGUGGAAGUGACGCUCAAGCCGGAGCUGGUGGCGGAAGUGGUGGGAGUGUUCAGAUAUUGGCUGACAGGUUUAUAGGAAAAGGUCGACUGCUUUGUAAUGGCGGGAAAGCUGUGAACAACGGAGGAGGUGGUAGCGGUGGACGACUCAGUGUUCAUUGCAAUGAAACUGAAUUCAGCGGCAGAAUUUCUGCCCUGGGUGGUGCAAGUAGUGUUGAGCCUGGGGGACCGGGGACGAUUUAUCGCAAAACAGGUACAGGAUAUGAAACAUUACGUAAUCUGGAAAUAAACAAUGGUGGACAUGUACCUGUUGACACUUACCUUGUCAGCCGUAAUCAGUAUGAAAAUAGCGGAAAGGCGUGGGUGCUAGUUCAGUCAAUUGAUGAUUUAGAGUACGAUGAGCUGCGGUUGCUCGGUGGAGCGCAUGCGUCAUUUGUGUUGAGUGUGAAAGGAGAUGUCUCUAUAAAUAAAUUCUCUGGAGAUAACACGGGCAUGCUGCAUGUCCAGGCGGAUGACAGAGUCGUUAUAAAGUCAGCACCUGCUGAGUUUCCAUCAUGGUUCCGUGUGUACGAGAGAGGAUAUCUGUCCCUGCCUGAAAUCGUGCAUCUUAACAAGUUCUUAUACUCACAGUUAUUUAUUGACGGAAAACUUGGAUAUAUAAAGGACUUUCGUAUUGGCACUGGUGUCACUGUAUCACUUGGAAACAAGGUAACGAUUCCAGAGUACUAUCAGAGGAACAUUUAGACUGAAAUGGAUAUUGUUUCGGUUGCAAAUAGCGGAUAAAUUCUAUAGAUUUUAACUAAAACAAACAAACAAACAAACAAACAAACAAACAAACAAACAAACAAACAAACAAACAAACAAACAAACAAACAAACAAACAAACAAACAAACAAACAAACAAACAAACAAACAAACAAACAAACAAAA